UUAAUCCACGCGGUGAGUUGAGUUCUACCAAUAAAAAUCCCCGGGAGACUGAGCCAACUCGACGACCUUUACUUUUCUCUCUCUCGACUAACAACUAUGGUGGCCCUGCCUGAAUCUUCCUGAAUUUCUCUCUCAUCAAAAUCUUCUCUUUUGCUCGUGUUAGGGUUUUUGCUGCUUCAUUUUUCUUCUCCUCUUUGUUUCCAGACCAUGGCAUCGCUGUCGUUGAACUCCCUGCCCUUGGGAUUUAGAUUCCGACCCACCGACGUGGAGCUGGUUCAUUACUAUUUGCGCUUGAAGAUCAAUGGUAACAAUGAUGAUGUCUGCGUUAUUCGCGAGAUUGAUGUUUGUAAAUGGGAGCCCUGGGACUUACCUGAUUUAUCGGUGAUCAAAACCAGAGACCUGGAGUGGUUCUUCUUCUGCCCGCUGGACAGAAAGUACCCAAAUGGUAGCAGAUUGAACAGGGCAACGGAGGCUGGUUACUGGAAGGCUACUGGCAAGGAUCGCAAAAUUAAGUCCGGAGCCAACCUGAUAGGCAUGAAGAAAACUCUGGUCUUUUAUACUGGUAGAGCUCCGAAGGGGAAAAGGACCAACUGGGUUAUGCACGAGUACCGCGCAACGGAGGAUGACCUUGAUGGCAGCAGGCCUGGCCAGACUGCUUUUGUUCUUUUAAAAUUAUUCAAGAAACAAGAUGAGAACCUUGAAGGUUCAAACUGUGAUGAAACUGAACCCAGUAAUUUAUCACCUACAGUUGUUAAACCAUCCCUGGAAGAUCUGCAGUCUGAGUUAGAAUUGCCCCAAGUGUCUCCAUCUUUGGAAAGGCAAGAGGAAAAGCCUUCUAGGAAUGCUGAAUCGUGUUUUGCUGAUUUCUCUGACGGAACAACUUCAUGCACUCAAGUGCUUGCCGAGUGUCACAGCACCAAUUCUAAUGUUUGCAAUGUGGAAGACCAAGCAGCCGAAGUGACAGGUUCAGAUGUGGAUGCUCAGCUGGAAGCAAAUCUGAAUUUGUUCUAUGACCCAUUGUUGGAGCCCCUGGACUACAAUCUUUUUUCGCCGCUGCAUUCACAGAUGCAAUCAGAGUUGGGAUCUUCUUGUAUGCUUUACCCCAAUGACACUGCGGUGAGUGACAGUAAGGGAAUGGAGUUUCAGUAUGGUUCAAAUGAGUCAGAUGCCUAUAUCUCAGAGUUUUUAGACUCUGUCAUUAAAGAUUCUGAAGAGUAUUCCUAUAACUUAUCCGCCGGACCAAUGAAUUCAACUAUUGAAAGUGAGACCACAAAUAACAUGGGCUCUGUUAAGGACAGUGGAUCAUGCAGCGAGUCAGAUGCGGAAGUGGCCCAAGAACAAGUUCUUUCUGUUCACGAGCUUGAAUCAGAGUAUCCCAAUACUUGGGAAUAUGCUGCAAUGACGAGCAGCAACUUCCUGAUGGAAACAACUCACAAAGAGCAAACAAACCCGAGCAUAUUACAAAAUGAAUAUGCAAAGCAUUACUAUCCCUUGUCUGGUUUUGCUCCAGUCCAAAGUUCAAAUUCAUUCAGUACUUACCAGGAAUUAGGCAAUCCUAAGAAUGCAAAUGGCUAUAGUGAUAUCUCUGGCACUGGAAUUAGGAUUAGAUCUCGCCAGAUUCAAAGUCAGCCGUAUACAGAGAACCCUGUGAUUCAAGGGAGUGCACCACGAAGAUUACGUCUGCAGACUAGUGUUCGAGGUCAGAUCACAAAGACAGGACAUAAUCAUGGGAGGAAACCAAUUGAUAAAGAGGAGAAGACUGUACCAGAAGAGCAGAAUGCAUCCAUACAGGAGGACUCCUGGGAAAACAUCGAAAGACAUCAAGAGCUACAUGCAGGCAUGUCGCAAAAGACAAUCCCAAAAUCUAGGGAGCUUGUUUUCGCUUACAAACAGGUCAGGUCCAUCGUCUCGAAGGCUCCGUUGUCUAGCCGGACCAAAAUUUGGUGUUAUACCACAAUGCUUAGAGUGGCCGUGGUUGCGGUUGUGUUUUUGAUGUCAGUUUUCACGUGGAGAUUUCUGAAAGUUGAAAGCUAAUGAGUGAAAUUGUUGUUUGUAUAUAUAUAUAUAUAUAUAUAUAUAUAUAUAUAAACUGCAUCGUAUUAUUUUUGAAAAUGACAUACAUAUAUAGUUAGACGUACAGUUUUGCUAGAUGUAUUUAUAUUAUAUAAUCUAAUGUUGUACAGUACUCUUCCGACU
Messenger RNA from Carica papaya (papaya), 2196 nucleotides. RefSeq names its product NAC domain-containing protein 62-like. The record is from RefSeq and is a predicted model, not a curated record. Gene Ontology annotation, molecular function: DNA binding. NCBI's taxonomy places the organism in Eukaryota, Viridiplantae, Streptophyta, Magnoliopsida, Brassicales, Caricaceae. Gene Ontology annotation, biological process: regulation of DNA-templated transcription.